Molecule: messenger RNA, 657 nt
Organism: Paramisgurnus dabryanus
Lineage: Eukaryota; Metazoa; Chordata; Actinopteri; Cypriniformes; Cobitidae
Source: RefSeq, a predicted model, not a curated record
AUGAUGUUUACUGAGUUAGGUCACUUGAUAACCCAUGAGAGAGAUCACAUUGGAGAAAAACCUUACUUCUGCUCAAUCUGUAGAAAGAGCUUCCCUGAUCCAUCUCAUGUCAAAGUUCAUCAGAGAGUUCCUACUGGAGAGAAACUUCAUCACUGUAGUGUUUGUGGAAAGAGUUUCAAUCGACAUGACAGUUUAGUGUCACACCUGAGAACUCAUACAGGUGAGAAACCUUACAAAUGCUCUUAUUGUGAGCAGACAUUUGCUCUUUCACAGACCCUAAAAGUCCAUGAGAGAAUUCACACCGGAGAGAAACCUUACGUCUGCUCGAUCUGUGGAAAGAGCUUCUCAAGUCCAUCUAAUUUCAGACUUCAUAAGAGAGUUCACACUUGUGAGAAACCUCAUCACUGUAGUGUUUGUGGGGAGCGUUUUAGUCAACCUCAAAAUGUAAUAAAACACCAGAGAAUUCAUACAGGUGAAAAACCUUACAAAUGCUCUCAUUGUGAGAAGACGUUUGCUCGAUCAGAUGGCCUGAAGACCCAUCAGAGAGUUCACACUGGAGAGAAACCUUACCAGUGCUCAAUCUGUGGACAGAAAUUUGGCUAUUCUGGACAUUUUCACGCUCAUCAGAGGAAACAUACUGAAAAACAACCCAGCUAA